Messenger RNA from Colossoma macropomum (tambaqui), 1504 nucleotides. RefSeq names its product pyroglutamyl-peptidase I like (gene pgpep1l). NCBI's taxonomy places the organism in Eukaryota, Metazoa, Chordata, Actinopteri, Characiformes, Serrasalmidae. The record is from RefSeq and is a predicted model, not a curated record. Gene Ontology annotation, cellular component: cytosol. Gene Ontology annotation, biological process: proteolysis. The transcript is spliced from 5 exons. Gene Ontology annotation, molecular function: pyroglutamyl-peptidase activity.
CUGCACUGUACUCAUACAAGUAGUCACAACACAGUUCCUAUUGGCAGACUGUUCAUGAGCAUAAACUGCUAGCCAAUCACAGUGCAGGAGGAGGGCGUUUGUCUGAAUACAGGUGGGAAAACAAAACUACAGCGUGGUGAGAGCGCACGAGCACACGCGGAGAUGUGCUCCUCCCGGCGCUGUGAGGGCAUGGCUCUCCCAAGUGGAGGGAGAUGGACAGUGCAGAGCCUCCUCCUCCUCCUCCUCCUCCUCUGUCUUAUGCACCGUGACCUUCCAGAAGUCAGACUCCAGCUGAAGGAGCGAGUAACUGAAGCGUCGUCAAAAGGAGCAGCGGACAGAGCCUCUCUCAGGUCACUCCUGUUGGGCGGGAGGCCUCUAUGACGGAGCUGUGCUGGAUGUGUGGAUUCGGGAAACAAACAAGGUGAAGGAAUAAAGCUCUAUUUUUAUUUCUAAAAUGUCUUCGAAGCCGAUGGACUCUCCUCAGAAGGAGCUGGUCGUGGUUACAGGAUUUGGUCCAUUUCGACAGUAUUUGGUGAAUGCAAGCUGGGAAGCAGCUAAGGUAUCAGAUAAAGGCUGAACAUUGUUUCUAUGUAAUGGUACUGUAGAGAUUCCUGUGAGUUACUCAAAAGCUCAGCAAGCCAUCGCUGAAAUAUGGCAGAAUAUGAAACCAAAGGUUGCUGUCCACUUGGGCAUAGCAGCAGGAGCCAAAUGCAUCAUUCUGGAGCAGACAGCCAAGAACCAUGGCUACAAAGACAGAGAUGUGUGUGGCUUCUGUCCUGCCAAUAACUGUUGCAUUGAAGAAGGAGUGGAACGGUUGGACUCCAUUAUAUGCAUGAGGUCCCUUGCCAAACACUUAAAAGGGCUCGGUCUGGAUGUCAUCUAUUCCAGGGACGCUGGGAGGUACCUGUGUGAUUUUGUAUAUUACUGCUCUCUUCAAUACGGGCAGAGAAGGGCAGCACUCAUCCACGUGCCCGUCUCAGGCAGCCUGACACACCCAGAGACGCUGGUGCCACAGCUCCAGGCCAUCAUCCAGGCCCUGUUAUGCCAGCUGGACGCACAUAGCAUCAGCAUGCAAAACCAAACAAGGCCACAAGAAGAAGAAUGCACCGAAAGACAUAACCAACAUAAUGAUGUCCAGCAGGCGUCUUCAAAAACAAUGAGGCCUAGAGUGUUAACCAGUUAAAACAUCUGAAUAUAUUCACAAAGAUGCAAUAAGCAAAGCUCAACACAGGCCUUCAGUCUCAUUCACUUUUUUAAUUCAAAAAAUUUAAGAAAAAAAAAAGAAAAUACAUGAAAAUUCUUCAGAUACACAUUAAGUCAAUGGCAUGUAAAAAGUAUACCAUCUGAACUAGAGGUGAGGAGAAAAUAAAAUAAAACGAGGAGGCCUCAGAUACAUAAUUUACGAGAAGACAAGAGUACCAGCCAAGCCAUUUUACCAAAUCAGUUUCUACCAAUCAAUUCAUUGACACAGAUAUAUUUCUUUUUGCGAAAGGAAAAAUGAAAA